This is a messenger RNA of Trichosurus vulpecula (common brushtail), 1449 nucleotides long. It is a transcript of the gene GET1, whose product is annotated as guided entry of tail-anchored proteins factor 1. Lineage: Eukaryota; Metazoa; Chordata; Mammalia; Diprotodontia; Phalangeridae. The record is from RefSeq and is a predicted model, not a curated record. Gene Ontology annotation, biological process: tail-anchored membrane protein insertion into ER membrane. Bases 181 to 705 code for a protein of 174 amino acids. The transcript has 5 exons.
CUCAGGGCCACGGAAGGAGGCGCCAUACUCAGUCAGAAGCCGGGGAAGUGGGGGGCGGGGGUAAAGUGGGAAUUCUCCAGCGCCGGACUCGCCGGACCAUGGAGCACGAUUGCGCAGGCGCCUCUCGGCGCGGGGGAUCCUGGGCAGAUUUCCCUGCCGGACCCCAGGAGUCUUGAGAAGAUGACUUUAGAGGAGAGAGAAGGAUGCGUUUGGCUCCUUGUGCUUAGCUCUGUGUUUGUGUGUAAUCUCCUUAAGCUUCUCCUCCCCUCCUUCUCUUCUGUCAUAUCCAAGCUGCUACAAAAGGAUGUAGACCAAGAGUCCCAGAUGAGAGCAGAAAUACAAACCAUGAAACAAGACCUCUCCGCUAUUAGCAUGAUGGAUGAAUUUGCCAGAUACGCCAGACUAGAACGAAAGAUUAAUAAAAUGACUGAUAAGCUUAAAACUCAUGUGAAGGCACGAACAGCUCAGUUAGCCAAAAUUAAAUGGGUCAUAAACAUUGUUUUCUACAUAUUGCAGGCUUUAUUGAUGAUCUCACUUAUUUGGAAGUAUUAUUCUGAUCCUGUGACUGUGCUACCAAGUAAAUGGAUAGCUCCAUUAGAACGUUUAGUGGCAUUUCCUACUGGAGUAGCAGGUGGUGUUGGAAUUACUUGUUGGCUUGUCGUCUGCAAUAAAGUUGUGGCUAUCAUGCUUCACCCUUUUAGCUGAAAAGAAAAAUGAAUGAACGCCAGGAUUUUAAUUACUUUUCCACUGUAACAAUUAAAAAUCUGGUUUAAAGGUUUUUCUUUUAAAACAUACCUUUUUCUGGAAUGUAGGCAUACCAAGGCUAAGAAAAAAUUGUUUAUAAUUGUUAUAGUUGAAGUAGAAUAAUUUUGUUCUGAAUAUAUGUACACAUCAGUAAGUCCAACACUAAUUUAUUUUCUUUAAUAAUGGUAGCAUUUAUGACACAUUUAAUAGAAUUUAGAAGGGAUUUUUUUUGUUACUACUGUUAGAAAAUUAGGUGUUUUAGAAUUGCCAUAAAAGCACUAUAUUGUUUUAAAUUCUAAUUUGCUAAGGGAAAUAACUCUUAAUAACACCAGUACUAAAACAUGACAUUUAUUUUUUUAGUCUGAUCCUACAAAAUAUAUUCAGCAAUACUGAAAGCCUUCUUAUUCUUGACAAAACUCCACUUUCUGUUGUGAUAGUUGUUGGUGUUAAAUAUUUGCUUAUCUGUCUUUUCUCUAAGGGGUAAACAGUGUAGAUUAACUACAAGUCUAGCUUGUUGUUAAAAACGGUUAGAAUUUCAUUAUUUUUAUAAAUGUUUGCUAUAUGUUGUUUUGUGCAUGAACUGCUUUUGUAUGUGAAACUUUAAUGAAAUUUAUCUUAAUAUUUAGACUAAACUUAAUAUUUAUGUUCAUGAAAUGGCCUUGUUCUAUUAAUAAAAAAAGUUAAUAAAGAACUGAUUAAAUUAUU